Messenger RNA from Falco peregrinus (peregrine falcon), 1407 nucleotides. It is a transcript of the gene C16H1orf74, whose product is annotated as chromosome 16 C1orf74 homolog. Bases 272 to 1093 code for a protein of 273 amino acids. NCBI's taxonomy places the organism in Eukaryota, Metazoa, Chordata, Aves, Falconiformes, Falconidae. The transcript has a single exon. The record is from RefSeq and is a predicted model, not a curated record.
GGCGGAGCGGAGCGGCCCUGCCGGGCGGGACCGGGACAAAGCGGCGCAGACCUGCCGGGCGGGACCCGCACCGGGGCAGAGCGGAGCGGCCCUGCCUGGCGGGCCCGGCGCCGGGGCCCGGGCGGAACCGACACCAGGGUCGGAGCCGGGGCGGAGCGUCCCUCCCGGGCGGGACCCAGCCGCUCCGCCCCGGACCACCGCCCACGCCAGCGCCGAGCCCGACCCGGAAGCGCUGGGGCCGGCGGUGCGUUCCCGUCGGCGCAGGGCGGCCAUGGGCCCGGAGGCCCUGGCGGGCAGCGGCCUGUCGGCGCCGCGGCUGGUGGCGGCGGCGCGGGAGGAGCUGGGGGCCGGGGCCCGGCGGCGGUUGCCGGCAGGCCGCGCCCUGCAGCUGGCCGGGGAGGUGCUGGCGGUGGCGGCGGGGCUGAAGCCGGCCUUGCUGUACGACUGCGGCGCGGCGGGCCCCGCCGAGCUGCGGCGGUACCUGGCGCGGCUGAGGGAGGCCGGGCUGGCCCCGGGCCGCCUCCACUUGCUGGGCGCGGAGGGCGCGGCCCUGGUGCUGCACCCGGGCCUGGCCCGGCGGAGGCUGGCGGCCGUGCUGCGUGCCCGCCCGGCGCCCUUCAUGGAUGUCUCGGCGGGGCGGCGGUGCCCGGCCCUCUGCGGCCCCGCGGAGGCCGAGGCCAUCAGGGGCCACCUUGCCACCCUCCUGGCACACCUAGGGGCUGCUGAGGCCGCCAGCGCCGGCCCCGUGUCCUCCAGCGAAGUUGUCCCCGCGGGCUGGAACCUCUGCACCAUCGUUGGGGUGCUGCUGGGCUACCCGGCGGCCUACGCCUUCUCUAUGGAGGAAGACACCGAGAACUGCCUGGCGCUGACGCCGCUGAGGGUGUUCACGGUCCAGGCCUCCUGCCCCAGGAUAAGGGACGGUCUCAGGGUCCAGAUCUACUCCUUCAGCAUCCCGGAGAGCCUCUGCAUGGAGCUGAAGGAGGUGCUGGACGCCUGGUGCGAUGAGCUGAAGGAAGCCUUCAGAGCACAGAGUGACUUUGUAGGACUCUGCAUUUCCAGCGAGGUGGUGUCUCUUCCAGCAGUUGCCUUGUAGAACUCAGACUCUUUGGCCUUUCUCACUCGCAUCAGGAAGUGAGGCGAGGCAUCUGGCUCCCCGUGUGCACGGCCCACUGAGGCUCCUGCCAGAGGCCCCUGAGCACCAAGGGCCGACCUUUGAUGAUCUCGGGCCCCCGACCUUGUAGGCCAGUUGCAAAUCAAAUAUGUGUACUUGCCAGAAGAGCAGCGUGUGGAUGUCCGCGCUCAGAGCUGCUCUGCAGCCUGGAUCCUGGCUGUGGUGAGCAUCAUGUAACCUCAGGGUAUGUUUAUUUGCUGCCGACAGCUGAGGAUUAAUAAAAAAAUCAAACACCG